AUGCCGAACUCUGCGCUCGCGUCCUGCCUCGCGGUGCUCGCGACGAACCCGAUGGACCGCGCGAAAACGAUCAUGCAACUCCCGGGCGUCGGCGCGUCGUGGGGCAAGAACAUGCGGGAGGUGACGAUGAAUAUGGUGAAGAAGGAAGGCGCGCUGCGCGGGCUGUACAGAGGUUUACCCGUGGCGAUGGUGCGAGAGUCGUCGAAGAAUGUGUUUCGAAUUGGGCUGUUCUUACCGGUGCUGAAGGUGAUACACACGGAUGAUGAUAACCCAGCACCGGCGUGGAAACGGUUCAUGGCGGGAUGUCUGAGCGGGGGGAUCGGGGCGGUGUCGAGUAAUCCGUUUGAUUUGAUCAAGACGCGGAUGCAAGUGCCGGCGGCGAUGUGCGAAUACGAAAAUGGAAUGGUGGCGUUGAAGAAGAUUUGCGCCAAGGAGGGGUGGAAGACGUUAUAUAAAGGUGUGGGCGCGAGUGUUAUGAGGGACAUGCUCGGCUCGAGCGUGAAUUUGACCGUGCAGUCCAUCGCAAGCGAGGCGCUCGUGAGGAAUAUGAUUUUAUCGCCGGGUUCGCCCGUGCUCGGCGCGCUGAGCGGCGUUUUAAGCGCGGCGGCGUCGGUGGCGGUGAUGCAGCCGAUCGACACGUCGCGAGCGUACGUGUAUCUCAAGCCGCACAUACACAAAGAUACUAUUAGAGCAUUUAGGUACAUAGUUUUGAGGGAAGGGCCGUUGGCGUUGUACAAAGGCUCGCGCGCACACUUUUUCCGCACCGCGCCGCACUAUGCGGCAAUGUUUGCGCUACUGGAG
Molecule: messenger RNA, 801 nt
Organism: Ostreococcus lucimarinus CCE9901
Lineage: Eukaryota; Viridiplantae; Chlorophyta; Mamiellophyceae; Mamiellales; Bathycoccaceae
Product: MC family transporter: oxaloacetate
Exons: 1
Source: RefSeq, a predicted model, not a curated record